AGAGGAGGAGGCCCUUGGAGGAUUAGAAAUCUGCAUGCAGCUAUCGUGCCUGAAGCAAAUUCCACGACACUUCCUGAGUGUCCAGUCCUGGGUCCGUUUGCCUUUGAGAGCCUUCAUGGAUUUAAAGGUUCUGGUUUCUUCCCUAAAUGAAUAUGCUCUGCUGUCGCUGGCUGAGAGUUGGGACAACGUUGGACUUUUGGUUGAACCAAGCCCUCCACAUACUGUCAGCACCCUCUUUUUGACAAACGACCUAACGGAGGAAGUGAUGGAGGAAGCACUCCAGAAGAAAGCUGACCUCAUUCUUUCUUACCAUCCACCUAUUUUCCAGCCCCUCAAACGCAUAACGUGGAAAACAUGGAAAGAGCGUCUUGUUAUCCGAGCCCUGGAAAACAGAGUUGGCAUUUAUUCUCCACAUACAGCCUAUGAUGCUAUACCCCAUGGAGUCAAUAAUUGGCUUGCCAAAGGACUUGGUUCCUGCACCUCUGUUCCUCUGCAACAAGCUGUGGCAUUAGAUUACCCCACAGACGGGUCUUACCGGGUUGAGUUUAAUGCUUCCUCUUCUGAAAAUUUAGAAGCAGUUUUGUCCAGUGUGCGUGCGGUGCCAGGGGUAGCGUUCAUCACAACUCUUCCUGUCAGGGCUGAAGAUGAAGAGCAGACACGAGUCAGCUUGAACUGUACCCAGCAGGCAUUGGUGCAAGUGAUAGCCUUGCUUUCUCAGAACAGCCUUCUUUAUCGUAAAACUGAAGUCAUAUCAUUACAGAAGCCCUUGCUUGAAGAUACAGGAAUGGGACGCUUAUGCAUGCUGAAGGAGCCAGUCUCAAUAUCUGUCUUGAUUGAGCGACUGAAAAGCCAUUUGAGAUUGUCUCAUGUUCGUCUGGCUCUUGGAACAGGAAAAUCAUUGGAGUCCCAGGUGAAGGUGGUUGCUCUGUGUGCUGGUUCAGGAAAUAGUGUUCUGCGAGGUACAGAAAGUGAUCUCUAUCUCACAGGAGAGAUGUCCCACCAUGAUGUAUUAGAUGCUGUUUCCAAAGGAAUAACUGUGAUUUUGUGUGAGCACAGUAACACCGAACGAGGCUUUCUGUUGGAGUUGCAACAAACGCUAGCUGUGCACCUUGAGGACAAGAUCCAUAUCAUAGUUUCUGAGAGAGACAGAGACCCCCUUCAAGUGGCAUAGAAGAAAACAAGGUCACAAUGCGCAGUCUGGAACUUCUGUGCAUAUUCCUCUGGAUUUUAAAAUAAGAACACACACAAUGGCAAGGAGGAGAGGUUAGAGGGAUAUGACGUGUUGACUAUCAACCUGUCUGGAAAUGAAUAAAUGGCCAGUUGACAAA
Sceloporus undulatus (fence lizard) is the source of this 1328-nucleotide messenger RNA. RefSeq names its product NGG1 interacting factor 3 like 1 (gene NIF3L1). The coding region runs from base 35 to 1171 and encodes 378 amino acids. Gene Ontology annotation, cellular component: mitochondrion; cytoplasm. Lineage: Eukaryota; Metazoa; Chordata; Lepidosauria; Squamata; Phrynosomatidae. The transcript is spliced from 7 exons. The record is from RefSeq and is a predicted model, not a curated record.